UUGAAUUAAUGAUCUCAUGUCCAAAAUAGCGCGAGAUUUAGUUUUCUGUUUACAGACAAUAUGCAGUUUUACGUGAAAAAUUAGUUUUAGUAAAGAUUGACACAGCAUUUCCUUGAUGAAAUAAUAAUUAAAAAAUGAUCACUAUAUUGAUAUUAUAUUAUCUUCAUAUCUUGUAAUGAAUCUCAGACGUUAUGGAUUAUCAGAGAUAGAUAAGACUGAUUGAACGUCUAUUAAAAAGAAAAAAAUUCCCAUUAUUAAUUACCAGGUAUUUAAUUUUAUAAGUUGGACGCUUGGAGAAUUAUCUUGUUUUUUUAUUUUUUAUCUGGUUAUACAUAUGUCAAUAUGUGCACUCAUAUACAGACGGGGUUUUCCUAAUCCACGUAAUAAAGAUGUGUGUUUCUGAAUCUUUUAAAUAAAAUAAGGCAUUUGUCGAUUUAUCAUCAUGAAAGAUACAAAUGGUUUUCAAGAAUUAAAAAGCAACAGUGAUAUUUUUAAUAAACCUGAGGAAAAAAGCUUACAAAUUCGAAAUGUAGCGUCUCAAGUAAUCGCUACUGUGGUAUGCAAUUUUGUUAAAUUCUCACAUGGUAAUUUAACUACAUUCACUUCGUUACUACUUGCGGAAUUAUCUCGAGAAAAUUCAGAAAUAAAAAUAACAAAGGACGAACAAUCAUGGUUUGCAAGUUAUUUUUUUAUGAGCCCAGUUGGCGCUAUUUUGUUUGGUCUACUCAGCCACAGAAUUGGUAGUCGCGUGAUGUUACUGGUUACCUCUUUUACCUACACUAUGGCAUGCAUAGUGUUCCAUUUUUCAACAAACUCGACGAUGAUUUUAGUCGCUCAAGCCUUCGUAGGUUUGAUGAUACCAGCAACUGUUUCAUGUGGCACGAUAUACACUACAGAAAUCGCUCAACCACAUUUAAGAAGUCCACUUACCGCCAGUGGCUAUCUGUGUGUAUCAUUUGGAGCACUUUUUGCAAUGUUGAUGGGCCAAUUUUUUAAAUGGAAAAUUAACGCUAUAAUCAUGACGAUUUUUCCUGCAAUAGGAUUUUUAGGAUUGCUUUUUUUGCCCGAUAGUCCAUAUUGGCUUGCAAGAAAGGGAAGAUUAGAUAAAGCCGAGGUUUCCUUAGCGUGGUUUCGAGGUUGGACAUCAUCGGACAAUGUAGAAGAUGAAUUCCUCAGAUUAAAAGAAGCCAAUGCAAAAGAGAACGAAGAUAUCAAAAACCAGAAGCGGUCAUUAAGGGUUUUAAUAAAACCUUACAUGGAAAAAUCGUUAUGGAUACCAAUGUGCAUCGUCUUAUAUGUUUUGAUAAUGUUCAAUUUAACUGGAGCCGAAAGUAUCAAAACUUAUAAUGUUGUUAUAUUUCGAAAGAUUGAGAUACCAUUUGAUAUAUACUUAGCGGGCACAAUUUAUGACGGCGUAAGAAUUAUUGGUGGAACUAUCUGUAUGUUUAGUAUUAAUACACUUGGAAAAAGGAAACUUCUCUUUAUAUCUCUGAUUGGAGCUGGAUCUGCUUACCUAGUAGUCGCGAUAGCACUGCUUUUGAUGAAUCUCGAGAUAGGGAGCUUGACAUACUUACGUUGGAUUCCUCCUGUAAUGAUGAUAUUUGCAGCUUUCAUAUUUUCCGUGGGCAUUGAAAAAAUUAUCUACAUGCUGAAUAGUGAACUAUUGCCAACGAGAUUUCGUGAGAUUGGCAUGGGAAUGGGUAGAUUUGUAUCUACUCUUCUAUUAUCGUUGUUGCGUAAAGUAUUUAUGUAUAUGGUGGAUACUAUGACAUUACAAGGAGUAUUUUUGUUUUUUGGAAUUAAUAGUUUUAUCGCAAUUGUUACGUUUUAUUUUAUAAUACCCGAGACUGAAGGGAAAUCUUUGAUUGAAAUAGAAAAUCAUUUUGCCGGUAAACGAUCUCAAACAGACAAAGCCCAAAAACCGUAACGAUUUUUCUUGAACAAAAUAUCUAUUUAUAGUGGAUUAAUACUCUAAAGAAAUCAUAUUUAUGGACGUGACAGAAGUAAAUACAAAAGAGUAGAACUUUGCGUGGUUAAAAAAAUCAACUUUUUGGGAAAACAAUUUUUUAAUCAAUCUGUAGACCCUAAUGUUUUUCAACUAUUCCGUAUUUGAUUCUCGGAUAGAUAUCGACUUUUGAGAUUUUUUAGGAUUCUUGAAAUUAAUAAUGUAGUUCAGUGUCAAGGUUUAUUGGUGGGUUAUUGAACUUGCUAUUAGCGAGAAAAAAAUUAAGAACUUUCGUGCUAGCAUAUGCAAAGAAAUUAGUAAUGUCUUAUAUUUUAAACGUAAUUGAAAUUUGUUCGCGUAGAUAAAAGUGUGCAGUCUCUCUUGACAGAUAGAUUUUUCGAUCGUUUAAAUAUUUCUUUAGUUGAGAAUUCACUCGUGGAAUCCAGUGGUGAGAUCUCUAUUCUCGCUUAUCGAUCAUCGUUUGCGGACUAUUCGCUGCGUGCGUAAACAAAAGUGGUACUAUGUUGUAUGUAAUCAAAGGAUAUAUGGGUCCAUAGUUUUAAUUUUGUCCGCUAUAAGUCGUUGCCGCCCUCUCUUCUGCACACAGCGAUAUUUUAUCACAACACACAAAAUUAUUUAGAAACAUAGAAUUUAUAGAUAUAAUAGAUAUAACUGAAAAUGUUAACAUGCUAAAAUAACAUAUUUUCAUACGUUUGUAUUAUUCAAUAAAGUAUACAUAUUAUUUUAUAAACCCAAUACUUUUUAAAAACUAUACCCUAUGAUGUGCUGGUGCCACUACGCGCCGUGUAAUAAAGUGCCACUUAGGUCACACGUAUCGUAAUAAGUACUAUGAGGUCAUCAUUAUAAUAAAGAUUGCUAUGACGUUUGCUUGAUGAAAUCAUAU
Messenger RNA from Nasonia vitripennis (jewel wasp), 2849 nucleotides. RefSeq names its product probable inositol transporter 2. The record is from RefSeq and is a predicted model, not a curated record. Gene Ontology annotation, molecular function: transmembrane transporter activity. Gene Ontology annotation, cellular component: membrane. NCBI's taxonomy places the organism in Eukaryota, Metazoa, Arthropoda, Insecta, Hymenoptera, Pteromalidae. The transcript has 4 exons. Gene Ontology annotation, biological process: transmembrane transport. Bases 443 to 1927 code for a protein of 494 amino acids.